GUAUUCUUUGGGUAAUGUAUAUUGAAUACGUGUGUUCAAUAUUACUUGGUCAUUGUGUGCGAAAUCGAACAUCGCUGCGAAACUCGAGGGAAAAUUUGGCUUUAUAUUUGAAUGUAGCCAUCAAACAGAGACAGAGAAAAUGCUCAUCACACUGAAAACGCUUCAGCAGAAGACUUUUAAGGUGGAAAUCGAGGAGUCGUUAACGGUGAAAGAAUUAAAAGCAAAAAUUGAGGCUGAAACAGGAAAGGAUUUUCCGGCAGCUGGACAGAAACUCAUCUAUGCAGGUAAGAUCCUUAACGAUGACCAGAAAAUCGGUGACUACAAGAUUGACGAGAAGAGUUUUGUGGUUGUCAUGCUGACGAAGCCAAAGGCAGCACCAAAAGCCUCGGAGCCAGCCCAGCAAGAAACCCCAGCUACCCCUGCAGCAGCUGCCUCGGAAACGCCGCCGGCCGCCCCGGUGCAAGUCACAGACGCCAAACCAGCUGAGAAACCAGCCGAAGAGAAGAAAGAAGAUGCGCCAGCUACCACAACAAGUUCCUCUUCUACAACGACGAGUACCGGUUCAGCGGCAGGCUCAUUGAGUACUGCCGAGUCUAUGCUGGUUACCGGCUCAGAGUACGAUAAGAUGCUGGACGAGCUGGUGGCCAUGGGGUUUGAGAGGGAGCGAGCGAAACGGGCACUGCAGGCGAGCUUCAACAACCCAGACAGGGCCGUGGAGUACCUGACGACGGAAAUUCCCACCAUGCCAAACGUUGAGCAGCAACCACAGCAGCCCCAGCAAGAAUCAACUGGUGGCACAGCAGAAAACCCGCUGGCGUUUCUUAAGGACUCCCCCGUGUUCAUUCAGAUGAGGCAGGCCGUUCAGACCGACCCUGCAAUGCUCCAGACAGUCAUUCAGCAACUGGGACAGGCUAAUCCUGAACUCUUACAGCUCAUCACUCAACACCAGGAACAGUUCAUCGCCAUGCUCAACGAACCCCUUCCUGAAACCGCCGGACAGACUGGUGGCCAGGUGGGUUCACAACCUGCAGGCGAGACGACUCCACAGAGUGGUGGACAGACAACGGCAGGGCAGCCAGUGGGGCGACCGGUAGGGGAAGGCCCCCCUCAGGCUCCCCCCGGGGUGCAUUAUAUUUCCCUGACCGAACAAGAGAGGCAGUCCGUCGAAAUGCUCCAGGCGUUGGGCUUCAGCCAAGAGGAGGUGUUACAGAUUUAUCUAGCCUGCGAAAAGAACGAGAACCUGGCUGCCAAUCUUCUCCUACAGCAAAAAAACGAGGAGCAGAAUUAGCAUUUGCUUUGAAAUCGCUCACCCAAACUUUUGUUUGUGUAAAUAAUAAAACCGUAACCUGUUUUUUUUUUCUUCUUUUUUUUUCUUUUAGAAAAGAAAAUGAGAAAAAAAUGCACUUCUAAAAUGGAAAUCGAAAUUCAAGCUCGAGUUGGGCUGUUGUUCCUUUUCUAAUGUCUGAUUAGUCUGGUCACCCACCGUUGGGAACGUUAGUGAUAAAAACUUGCGUGGAUUCUGGAUGCCAGACGAACAAUAGUCUUAGUCCGAGACUUGAUGUGGAUUUUAUUGUCUUGAUACAGCUGGUCCGGGACAAGCGAGGUCGCUGUCAGCAAGAUGAAUCAAAUGCAGUCUUGGCAAUAUUGGCAGCGCUACCCGGGAAAUUCCGAGCAUACCUCAUGCGCGCAGUAUUCAAGCUACUGCCGGCACGUGAGGUAUGCUCUGAAUUUCAUAAGUGGCGCUGCCAAGAAUGGUUAUGAUCCAUCUUGUUGAUACAGACCUCCACUGCCGUGGUAAUUUAUCCACAUUUGUCAUGGGAAUGGCUGCUACAAAAAAAAAGGAAUAAAAAUUCAAAUCCAGUCGAGCAAUCGUAAGAGCCCUGAAACAACUGUACACAAAUCCAUAAUGGUUCAAGGGAAAUGGCAAAAUUACUUUUGCCUCUUGAGAACAGGCUUAUUUCGUAUCGGGUGUAACAAGUGCAUCAACCAUACAUCUCCUGUAAGUUUCUUAUUUGGCCUGUCAUAUUAAUGAGUCACUUAAAAAUAUAAUGACACUUGUUUAUAUUGCGAUUUUCAUUGGUUGUACAUGUAGGUGCUAUUCAUUUCGACCGAUUUAAAAAAAUAUGCAUUUGUUAGAGACAUAGUUUUCCGAGCUAACACUGUUUUUAAAAAGUUGCACAGAAAUUUCCACGUAAUUAGCCCUUAAUCAGCGAAGAGAAAAACACUAUUCGUUUCAAUGCCUGCCUAUGGAGUUUUUACACUUGCUCUAAAUUGCAAUUUAACUUCCUUGUUUUUUGUGGUUUUUAGUAUUAAGCAUUUUACUAAACCAGCACACAAAACUAGUUGUAAAAAAAUGCUGCAUGCUUGUAAAAAUUCUAAAUUUUUUCAGUGGCGUCACAAACAAGAACCGAAAUGUAAAAAUAAGUCUAAGUAAUUCUACAAGUUUGAAAAAAAAUUGGUGGCCCGGUGAAAUAGAUCAAGGGGCAAGUAAGAAAUCUAUUUGGUUGCAGGAUCUGCAGUGUUCAGUCGUGAAAAAUUUAAACUCCCAGAAAAUUGAGUGUUGCCACUGUUUGCUAAUUGACUGUAAUCAUAUUACUUGCUGUAAGCGAUUCAUUUUUGUCUUAGCGUCCUUAAUAUCCUGAGAUGUGACCUUAUUCACAUGGUGUCAAAUUCGCAUGGUGUCAAAUUCACAUGGUGUCAAAUUCACAUGGUGUCAAAUUCACAUGGUGUCAAAUUCAUGGAGCUAUGUAGCGUGGAAAUCUGCAGGCAUUAUAAAGUAUUCCUACUUUUCCUACUUUUUGCUAUUUUUUUUUAACCUAGCUCCUACUUGUCCUCUUUCUUCUUGAAAUUCCUACUUUGUUGUCCCAGGGCAAUU
Molecule: messenger RNA, 2875 nt
Organism: Patiria miniata (bat star)
Lineage: Eukaryota; Metazoa; Echinodermata; Asteroidea; Valvatida; Asterinidae
Product: UV excision repair protein RAD23 homolog A-like
Exons: 9
Coding region: 140-1288 (382 amino acids)
Biological process (GO): nucleotide-excision repair; proteasome-mediated ubiquitin-dependent protein catabolic process
Cellular component (GO): cytosol; nucleoplasm
Molecular function (GO): ubiquitin binding; proteasome binding; damaged DNA binding
Source: RefSeq, a predicted model, not a curated record